This is a messenger RNA of Cololabis saira (Pacific saury), 1728 nucleotides long. Its product is annotated as kelch-like protein 10. NCBI's taxonomy places the organism in Eukaryota, Metazoa, Chordata, Actinopteri, Beloniformes, Belonidae. The transcript has 5 exons. Bases 1 to 1728 code for a protein of 575 amino acids. The record is from RefSeq and is a predicted model, not a curated record. Gene Ontology annotation, molecular function: protein binding.
AUGAGUAAAGAAGAGAAACCUUCACACAACUCUGUGUAUAAUGAGCUCCGUCUGACGGGGGAACAUUGUGAUGCCGUCAUCAAAGUUGACGAUGUGGAAUUUCAAGUCCAUAAAGUCAUCCUCUGUAACUGUAGCCCAUAUUUUCGAGCUCUCUUCAGGCACCGGUCAGACACGGACGAGCAGAUCUUCAGCAUUCCCGACCUGUCUCCUGACACAAUGCAGCUCAUCCUUGACCAUGCUUACAACGGCUCAGUUUCUGUCACAAAGGACAACGUGUUGGACCUUCUGCGGGCUGCCGAUCAAUUCAACAUAGACAAUAUCAUAUAUAUUUGCUGCAAUUUCCUUGAGGAGCAAAUGUACCCUGGAAACUGUAUUGGUAUUUGGCAUUUAACCAACACCUACUUCUAUCCCAAACUGCGCUCCAAGGCUUUUCACUACAUCACUGAGCACUUUGAGGAGGUUGCAAACUGUGAAGAGUUCCUGCAGAUCCCCGUGGAGGAGCUCACUGAUAUCAUUGAAAAAGACCACCUCAAUGUAAAACAGGAGAGUAUUGUGUUUGAGGCCAUCAUGAAGUGGAUUAACCAUUUACCUGAAGAACGAAAGACACACAUUGUUGCUCUCUUACCAAAGGUCCGACUGGCUCUGCUGGAUAUGGAGUAUUUUAGAGUAAACGUGCUCACCAGUGAGCUGGUAAAGAGGAACCCUGAGUGCUUCUCCAUCAUCAGUAGUGCUCUAAUAUCUAGGGCCACCAGUUCUGGGCUGCCCAGAUUUACCCAGCCUCGCAUACCAAGAUCCAUUUUGCUGGCCAUUGGGGGAUGGAGUGCUGGAGAAUCAACCAACUGCAUUGAGGCCUAUGAUAUCCAGACUGACCGAUGGAGAAAUGUGCCGAGCUAUGCUGGGCGUCCUCGUUCCUAUCACGGCACUGCAUUCCUCAAUGGAUAUGUAUACUUUAUUGGGGGUUUUGACGGACGAGACUUUUUGAACAGCGUGUCCAGGUUGGACCUAACCACACACACGUGGCACGAGGUGGCACCGAUGUACUUUCGCCGCUGCUACGUAAGUGUGACUGUACUCAACGGGUGCAUAUAUGCUAUUGGAGGCUAUGAUGGGCACACUCGAUUCAGGACUGCAGAGUACUACGAACCCCAGACCAACCAGUGGACUUGUAUUGCACCGAUGCACGAGCGGAGGAGUGACGCCAGCUGCACAACAUUACACAACAAGAUCUAUAUUUGUGGUGGAUUCAAUGGGGAAGAUUGCCUGGAAACAGCUGAAUAUUACAAUCCAGAGACCAUGCAGUGGACAUUGAUCUCACCAAUGACUUGUCAGCGCAGUGGAGUUGGUGUGGUUGCGUGUGGAGAUAAAGUCUAUGCAGUUGGGGGGUUUGAUGGUCACAACCGUCUCUGCUCUGCUGAGAGCUACAACCCAGGAACCAACACUUGGAACAACAUUGCAUCCAUGACAACUCCCCGCUGCAACUUUGGUAUCGAAGUCAUGGAAGACCUGCUCUUUGUUGUGGGGGGUUUCAACGGCUUCACCACCACCAAUGAUGUGGCGAAGUAUAACAAAGAAACAGAUGAGUGGCACACUCUUUGCAAAGUGGAUGUCUUCCGGAGCGCCCUGAGCUGUUGUGUUGUGUUCGGACUCCCCAAUAUGGCUGACUAUGUUCCCCCUCGUAACUCCCUGCCUUUAGAGGAUAUUGAGAGUGACACUGACAACUCCUCCUGA